Messenger RNA from Marmota monax (woodchuck), 3353 nucleotides. RefSeq names its product von Willebrand factor A domain containing 5B1 (gene Vwa5b1). The record is from RefSeq and is a predicted model, not a curated record. Bases 110 to 3352 code for a protein of 1080 amino acids. Lineage: Eukaryota; Metazoa; Chordata; Mammalia; Rodentia; Sciuridae. The transcript has 19 exons.
UCCAGAGGGGGUUUCCAUCACCCCUCAUUCCUGCACACCGGGAAAGGUGGCCUUGGAUGAGGAUUUGGAGCGGAUCCUGUUCGUGGUCAACCUGGGGACCAUCGCCCCCAUGGAGAACAUCACCGUCUUCAUCAGCACCUCCUCCGAGCUUCCGACCCUGCCCAGCGGGGCUGUGAGGGUUCUUCUGCCUGCCGUCUGCACCCCGACCGUGCCUCAGUUCUGUUCCAAGAGCACCAGCCCCUCCAACCAGCAGGCCCAGGGCAAAGACCGGCCUUGCUUUGGCACCCGGACCAUGGACUCCUGGAACAGGCUGUGCCUGGCCACUCUCCUGGACACCGAGGCGUCCAACCCCAUGGAAUAUGACUUCAACUUCCAGCUAGAGAUCCGGGGGCCAUGUCUGCUCGCAGGGGUGGAGAGUCCCACACAUGAGAUCCGCGCCGAUGCCGCCCCCUCUGCCCGCUCAGCCAAGAGCAUCAUCAUCACGCUGGCCAACAAGCACACCUUCGACCGCCCCGUGGAGAUCCUCAUCCACCCCAGCGAACCCUACAUGCCACAUGUCCUCAUGGAGAAAGGGGACAUGACCCUGGGAGAGUUUGACCAGCACUUGAAGGGAAGAACCGAUUUCAUUAAAGGGACAAAGAAGGACAGCAGUGCGGAGCGGAAGACAGAAAUCAUCCGGAAACGCCUCCACAAAGACAUCCUCCACCACUCAGUCAUCAUGCUCAACUUCUGCCCUGACCUCCAGUCUAUGCAGACCAACCUGAGAAAGACCAACGGGGAGUUCAUCUUCCUCAUCGACAGGAGCGGCAGCAUGAGCAGGACCAACAUCUACCGUGUCAAGGAGGCCAUGCUGGUGGCCCUGAAGAGCCUCUUGCCAACCUGCCUCUUCAAUGUCAUUGGGUUUGGAUCCACAUUUAAGACCCUCUUCCCUUCCAGCCAGACCUACAGUGAGGAGAGUCUGGCCUUGGCCUGCGAUAACAUCCAGAGGAUGCGGGCUGACAUGGGCGGCACCAACAUCCUCUCCCCUCUCAAGUGGAUCCUCCGGCAGCCGGUGCACCAAGGCCACCCACGACUCCUCUUCCUGAUCACGGACGGAGCCGUCAGCAACACGGGGAAGGUGCUGGAGCUGGUGCGAAACCACGCCUUCUCCACCAGGUGCUAUAGCUUUGGAAUUGGACCCAACGUCUGCCACCGUCUGGUGAAAGGCCUGGCAUCUGUGUCCAAGGGCAGCUCUGAGUUCCUGAUAGAGGGGGAGCGGCUGCAACCAAAGAUGGUCAAAUCCUUGAAGAAGGCCAUGGCCCCAGUCCUGAGCGACGUGACUGUGGAGUGGGUCUUCCCUGAGACCACGGAGGUCCUGAUCUCACCUGUCAGCACCAGUUCCCUCUUCCCUGGAGAACGGUUGGUGGGGUAUGGCAUUGUGUGUGAUGCCUCCUUGUACAUCUCCAAUCCCAGAUCUGACAAGAAGCGAAGGUACAGCAUGCUGCACUCCCAGGAAUCCAGCAGCUCUGUCUUCUACCAGUCUCAGGAGGAGGGACUUGGCCCAGACAGCCGAGACAGUGCCAAGAGUGUAGGGAAAACCAGAGAGACCAGGCCCUUCAGUGGUGACUCCACCUCUAGUCGCGGUACGGACCCCUCCCAGAGACGGAGAGCAUACAGCACCAACCAGAUCUCCAACCACAAGACCUGCCCAAGGACCACCACAGCCAGCGACCCCACAAUUUCAGCCAGGAGACAUCCACUGCGAAAAGCCAAGCUGCAGGAUCUCACCAAUCAGACCAGUCCCGAUGCCCAGAAGUGGCAGGUUGAUUUGCAGUCCUUCCCGAACAAUGGCCAGGAACUCAGCCGGGGCCCCAAACUUCAUGGCCCAGGGGCCCGCAGGCCCUCUCUGCUGCCCCAAGGCUGCCAGCCCUUCCUGCUCUUGGGCCAGGAGCCCCAGGCCUGGGGACUCACGGAUCCUGGGUCUAGCCUGAAGCCUGUUCGGGACAGUCGCAGCCCAGGGGACUUGGAACCAUCCCAUCACCCCUCCGCCUUCGAGACAGAGCUAUCCUCGGACUGGGAGCCCACGGCCGAGUCUGAGGAGCUGGGCAGCUCCAGCAGGCCCACCACCCCAGGCCUGAUGCUGGGCAAGGCUCUGGUCAAAGGCCUGCAAGAGAGCCAACGCUUGCAGUGGGAAGUGAUCUUCGAGCUGGGGCCCCCCGGCCCGGAGCGGGGCAGCGCGCGCGACGCCGACCUGUGGAGCGAGACCUUCCACCACCUGGCAGCCCGCGCCAUCAUCCGCGACUUCGAGCAGCUGGCUGAGCGCGAGCGCGAGAUCGAGCAAGGGUCCCAUCGUCGCUACCAAGUGAACGCUGUGCACACCAGCAGGGCCUGCAAUGUCAUCAGCAAAUACACAGCCUUCGUGCCCGUGGACGUGAGCAAGAGCCGGUACCUGCCCCUGGGAGUGGAGUAUCCCAAUUCCGGUGCCCCGUUGCGGAUGAUCAGCCUUUCCCGACAGUGGAGAGGCGCUUCUACUGGCCUCGGACAGUCCCAGAUCACACUCAAAGAAGACUCGGCCGCCGGAGACUGCAAAUUUCAGACCCUAACCAAGGAGGAAAACCCCUCUGCGUCCCUUGGAGAGAUCCUGUGUCCCAGUCAGGAUAAGCAUGCUGCUUCGGAAGGUCCCCUGCACAACCUGUCCACCACUGCUCUUUCCUCCUUGAAGGCCUCAGAAACUGUCUUUGGGUCCAGGCUGACUCUCAACAAUUCCAGGCUGCUGAGCCGAGCAGCCAAGGGCUUCCUGAGAAAGCCACUGGUCAAGACUCCAGAGGCCAGCCUGGGGAGCCAGAGUUUUGACUACUUGCCACUGGUGUCUCUGCAGCUGGCCUGCGGAGCCUUCCUGCUCAACCAAGCCUUCUGCGAGGCUAUCAACAUCCCCAUGGAGAAGCUCAAGUGGACCUCGCCCUUCAACUGCCACCGAAUGUCCCUCACUGCCCGCCAGCCCGAAUCUAAGACUCUGAGUCCCCAGCUGUGCAACAGCCCCUCGCCUCGACACCUGUCCUGCAACAGUGUCUCCCUGGAGCCUCUGGCAGACAGCAGGCUGAGCUUGGAGUCCAAGGUGCUGAUAGAGCACGCGGGGAAGCUGUGGGCCACUGUGGUGGGGCUGGCCUGGCUGGAGCACAGCUCGGCCUCCUACUUCAUUGAGUGGGAGUUGGUGGCGGCCAAGGCCAAUUCCUGGCUGGAGCAGCAGGAAGUACCUGAGGGCCGUACGCGGGGCACACUCAAGGCCGCAGCCCGCCAGCUGUUCGUACUCCUGCGGCACUGGGAUGAGAACCUGGAGUUCAAUAUGCUUUGCUAUAACCCAAAUUAUGUGUAGU